AUGAACGCCAAGCGCGGCAUCAGCGAUGAGGAGAACGAGCGCCACAAGCGCGUCCUGGCGCUGCUGAUGAAGCAAGAGGGCAACAAGCAGUGCGCCGACUGCAAGACGCGCAACCCCACCUGGGCCAGCGUCAACCUCGGCGUCUUCGUGUGCCUCACCUGCAGCGGCAUCCACCGGUCCCUGGGCGUCCACAUCUCCCAGGUCCGCUCCUGCAACCUCGACACCUGGCUGCCGCGCCAGGUCGAGUUUAUGCGGGUGAUGGGCAACCUGAAGGGCAACCGCUACUGGGAGGCGCAGCUGCCGGACCACUUCAAGCGCCCGCCCGGCGGCGAGCCCAACCCGGAGCUUGCGGCCUUCAUCAGGAGCAA
Molecule: messenger RNA, 368 nt
Organism: Monoraphidium neglectum
Lineage: Eukaryota; Viridiplantae; Chlorophyta; Chlorophyceae; Sphaeropleales; Selenastraceae
Exons: 1
Molecular function (GO): GTPase activator activity
Source: RefSeq, a predicted model, not a curated record